AUGACUUUACAAAAUGCCAUCUGGGAAAUAAUAUGUGGGUCAUUGGCCGGUGCAUUAGGCAAAUUCAUAGACUAUCCAUUUGACACUAUCAAAGUGAGAAUGCAGACUCAGGGAGCCAAUAUUUUUCCAACUACCUGGUCAUGUAUCCAAUAUACAUAUAAAAAUGAGGGGAUAUUGACCGGUUUUUAUCAAGGCUUAUUAUCUCCCUUACUUGGAGCCUCAUUGGAAAAUGCAAUUUUGUUUGUUUCUUAUAAUCAAUGUUAUAAUUUGUUGAAGAAAUAUACCCAAUGGAAUAUAGUAUGGAUUAUUUUGGUCUCCGGUUCCUUUUCUGGUUCCUGUGCAAGUUUUGUGUUGACUCCAGUAGAACUAAUAAAAUGUAAAUUACAAUUAUCUAAUUUAUAUGUACAAAUGUAUGAAGGGAUCGAUAUUGAAAGUCGAGGUCAUAUUGAAUUAGGUAAAUUGGAAGUAUUGAAAACUUCUGAACAUGCAAAAAAUGUUGAGAAUGGUGACGAGAACAAUGAAUAUACUCAUAAACGUGGGAAUGAUAAAGAGGAAUUAAUAGAGGAUGUGAAUAGCAAGCAAUUAGAGCAGACACCAAGUAGUAGAUAUGAUUCUCAAAAUUUAGUAUCGAAUAGUCGAGAAAAUUACAAUACAGAUAUAGUACCUACGAUAAAGGCAAUUAUUAAAGAAAAUGGUGUAUUAGGUUUAUGGCAAGGCCAAUUAGGGACUUUUAUAAGGGAGGCAAUUGGGUCUUUGAUAUGGUUUGGAACUUUCCAGUUAUUAAAAAGGCUAUUCAUGUAUAAAAUCACUGGGUCGUGGAAUAUUUUGGAUAGAGACACUGACGAAGGUUCCAAUCCUGAGAGCGUGCAUAUUCCAUCGUGGGUAUUACUAGUUAGUGGUGCAAUAGCAGGUUUUGUAUUCAAUGGAAGUGUUUUCCCUAUUGAUACAAUAAAAUCAGUCAUGCAGACAGAACAACUUGGAUUUAGGAAUGCAAUCAAUUAUAUUUAUGGGCAGUAUGGGUUUGGUGGAUUUUAUAGAGGAUUGACAAUUACUUUGAUUAGAUCAAUGCCAUCUAACGCUGCUGUAUUCUACACCUACGAACAAUUAACGAAAUUAUUAUAA
Messenger RNA from Arxiozyma heterogenica, 1122 nucleotides. RefSeq names its product Ort1p (gene ORT1). The record is from RefSeq and is a predicted model, not a curated record. The transcript has a single exon. Gene Ontology annotation, molecular function: L-ornithine transmembrane transporter activity. Gene Ontology annotation, cellular component: mitochondrion. Lineage: Eukaryota; Fungi; Ascomycota; Saccharomycetes; Saccharomycetales; Saccharomycetaceae. Bases 1 to 1122 code for a protein of 373 amino acids. Gene Ontology annotation, biological process: mitochondrial L-ornithine transmembrane transport.